CGUGAGUAGAGUUCAUAUGUACCAUUAUCAAUUGGCGAUUAAACAGCUCAUCGAUGUCUUGUGUGUUUUCUUUACGUACCUAGGUAGUUUAGUAUUUUAUUCUCAUUCUUACAUUUUAGAGCAUCCAUCACAAGGAAUGCCAGAGCUUAUGAAUUCGGCAUGUCAAAACCAUCUUAACUAAUCUCGCACCCAUUUGUGGUGACUGAGGAACAAAAAGUCUCAUCAAGCUCCACCGCUCUAAAGAAGGACUGAGAAUCGUACGGUCAAACUGGAGAAAAAAAAAAGGAAAAAAAGGAAAAAUAAGAAGUAGUUAAAACCCACCAGCUUUUUAAUUAAAUAUACGACAGCUACCAUCUUCUACAUCUGGAUCACAUGGUUCUUACACCAUCAGCCGCCGCGAUGGAUCCUUUGGUUGCUGCAGAGCUCGAAAAAUUUACUGAUGACAUUCCCUUCCGCGCCAAGGCCAAUCAUGUCCACAGCACCUGGGCCAAGACCUUCCUGUCGCGGCCGGAGCUCUACCUCCAACCGGAGACCCUGCCCGAGAUCGAGAAGAUCGUGAAGCUAGCCCAUCAAUGCCGGCGCCGCAUCACCACUACCGGCUGCGGCCAUUCACCCAGCUCACUGACCUGCACUUCGUCCUGGCUGGUAAACCUUGACAAGUACAACCGUAUCCUAAAUGUGGAUGUUGAGAGUGGCGUCAUCGUCAUGCAGUCAGGCAUCCGGCUGUACGCGCUGUGCGAGGAGCUCGAGAAGCACGGCCUCGCGAUGCCCAACCUCGGCAGCAUCAACCAGCAGUCCAUCGCCGGCGCCAUAUCCACCGGAACCCACGGGUCCAGCCUCCGCCACGGCCUCAUGUCCGAGGACGUCCUCUCCCUACGCAUCACCAUCGCCGACGGCACCACCCGGUUCUGCUCGCCCGAAGACAACCCCGAGCUGUUCCGGGCCGCGCUCAUCUCGCUCGGCGCCCUCGGCAUCAUCACCGAGGUCACCUUCCGCGCCGUCCCCGAGUUCAUCCUGAGGUGGCAGCAGGUCAUCGACGCCGACUCCAAGAUGCUCAACGCGUGGGAGAAGGACCUCUGGACGCAGACCGAGUUCGUGCGCGUGUGGUGGUACCCGUACACGCGGCGGGCCGUCGUCUGGACCGCGGAAAAAACCGACUCCUCCCCGCUCGUCGACCCCCCAACAUCCUACUACGACGGCGCGCUCGGCUACUACAUCUACCACAACCUCCUCUACCUCUCGCAGUUCUGCCCCCGCGCGCUCCCCUGGAUCGAGUGGUUCGUCUUCGGCAUGCAGUACGGUUUCCGCAACGGCACGCGCAGCCGCGCCGUCCAGCCGUCCCGCAGGGCCCUGCUCAUGAACUGCCUGUACUCGCAGUUCGUCAACGAGUGGGCCAUCCCCCUGCGCCGCGGCCCCGAGGCCCUGCGCCGCCUCUCCAGCUGGCUCAACCGCCUGCCCCCCUCGGACCCCGACUACGUGCCCCACGGCAUCCCGUUCUCCGCCGAGGGCCUGUACGUCCACGCGCCCGUCGAGGUGCGCGUCUCCAACACGGACCCCGCGGCCAACGAGAAGGCGUCGCAGCCGGAAAAAACCCGCCCCUUCCUCGACCCGACCGUCCGCGACGGCGGCGCGACGCUCUAUCUCAACGCGACGCUGUACCGGCCCUACUACACGGAUCCCCCCUGCACGGAGCGCUACUACGAGGCGUUCGAGUGGCUGAUGCGCGAGAUGGGCGGGCGCCCGCACUGGGCGAAGAACUUCGAGACGCGCGGGGCGGAUAUCGAGGGGAUGUACGGCGAUGAUUUGCGGAGGUGGAGGGAGGUGCGUGAUGGUGUUGAUCCGGAGGGCUUGUUUGCGGGGCCGUGGCAUAGGAGGUAUGUGCUUGGGGAGGAGGGGCCGCUGUUGGAGCUGGAGG
This is a messenger RNA of Hypoxylon fragiforme, 1915 nucleotides long. RefSeq names its product L-gulonolactone/D-arabinono-1,4-lactone oxidase. The record is from RefSeq and is a predicted model, not a curated record. Gene Ontology annotation, cellular component: membrane; mitochondrion. The transcript has a single exon. Gene Ontology annotation, molecular function: D-arabinono-1,4-lactone oxidase activity; FAD binding. NCBI's taxonomy places the organism in Eukaryota, Fungi, Ascomycota, Sordariomycetes, Xylariales, Hypoxylaceae. The annotation marks the transcript as partial.